AUGUCCAGCGAAUACCUCGCGGCAUCAGAAGAAGGAGCAGCAGACAACCGCAAUCACGGAUACAAGGAGCUUUCAUCUGAUGAACCCAACGCCGAGUCCAAUGCAAACCCCAGCAGGCCAACCAGUUCAGGAGGCGGUGGUGUAGGAAGCGGUGGUGCACCGCAGAAGCAUCGUAGCAGGGUCCGUUUCAACAGCACAAGCGAGGCCAACGAUCUUGCGAACCAGAAGUCAAAGUUCCCCUUGCGAGACAAAGCCAUAUCACUGCAACCCAUCCCACAUUCACCCACGCGGCAGCAGAAUACUGAAUGGAGCCCCCCACAUUCGAGGAACAAUAGCGGCACGAAUCUGCUGAGAACCACGCCAGAGCAUGAGAAAGAAAACCCGUUUGCCGAUCCUGUGGACAAUCUUAUCUUUAGGCCCAAAGCAAGCGUUUUACGGCACCCCAGCUACAACCAAGGACUGGAGGAUGAGGAUGAUUCUAACGAGAAGUCUUUUUCAGCACUGGCAGCUCAAGAGCGAGCACAAAGGCUGUCAAAUUUAGUAGGAAGUCAUUCUGCUCCAGCUUCUAGGCGAAAUAGUCUGGAUGAAGAUGACGAAGAUGCGUUUGUGGCCGGGUUACCCUCCAAACCAGGCAGAUAUCCAGUCAGGCUUGACGACAUACCCUUGGUGGAUAUGAAUGUGCGCAGAACCUAUGAUGGAGCAGCUAUUGAUAGUGAUGAAGAUGACCUCAAGGAGACAUCGAAGCGUCACUCAAAGGCGUCAAAUACUUCCGAGGCUCACCAGUUGGUUAGGCAGCAUACCAGGAAGAUACGGUCAGAAAGUCUGGCCAUACAGCCGGAGCAAGUUGGACUACGUUCUGGACAGGUCACCCCAGUUGAGGAACAAGCUUACACGGAAGAGUAUGUACCACGCCCGGCUCACUACAGAGGUGGAGUCCUGUCUUCACUUCUGAAACUCUACAAUGCACCACAAGGCAGUGUUUCUCGAAGAGGUAGUUUUACGUCUACAAAUAGCCCUUCACGUUCGGGGACAGUCACCAAUUCCGGAGCCACAACGCCCAGGACGAAGCAGGCUAAAUGGUACAAUCAUAAGAACAGCUCCCAGGAUACGUUAGCUGGGCUCAUCGAAGCUUCUGCCAUUCUAGGCGCACCAGGAGGUGCUACCACUCCGCAGCGUGGAAAGCUGUCCAGACCUGGGCUUGGCAAGAGGACGCAUACUGGUCUCAUUGAGACAGCAAAGACUAAGAUCAGUAAUAAACCAAGACUUGAAGACGAAAUUCGAAUCACCGUACACAUUGCCGAGACUUUGAGUCGUCAAAAGUAUCUAUUCAAGUUAUGCAAGGCUUUAAUGAGCUAUGGUGCUCCCACCCAUCGACUCGAAGAGUACAUGAAGAUGAGCGCUAGAGUCCUGGAAAUCGAUGGCCAAUUUCUCUACUUUCCAGGUUGCAUGAUUAUCUCCUUUGACGAUGCUGCGACGCACACGACUGAAGUCAAACUCGUGAAGUCAGUUCAAGGUGUUAACCUCGGCAAGCUGAAAGAUGUUUGGGACAUAUACAAGGAAGUCGUCCACGACGUGAUUGGUGUCGAAGAAGCCACCCAAAGACUGAUCGAUAUCAUUGAAGCGAGACCGAAGCACAAUCCUUGGCUACUCGUUCUAGUCUACGGCUUUGCUAGCGCUACUGUCGCACCCUUUGCAUUUGAGGGACGGCUAAUUGAUUUGCCAAUAGCCUUCCUUCUUGGUUGUAUUCUUGGCUUCCUUCAGUUGAUCGUAGCGCCCAGAUCCGAACUGUACAGCAACGUGUUCGAAAUCUCUGCUGCUGUAUUGACUUCUUUCCUUGCCCGAGCCUUUGGGUCUAUUCGUGGAGGCAGUAUAUUUUGUUUCUCUGGCCUCGCUCAAUCUUCGAUUGCUCUCAUUCUCCCGGGUUACAUGGUGUUAUGCGGUUCUCUCGAGCUUCAAUCGCGCUCUAUGGUUGCCGGGUCUGUUCGGAUGGUCUAUGCCAUCAUAUAUUCGCUAUUUCUUGGCUUCGGUAUCACCAUCGGAACCGCAUUCUAUGGUUUGAUGGAUCCAAACGCUUCCAGUGCGACGACAUGCACCAAUCCAAUCGGCCAAUACUACAAAUGGAUAUUCGUACCCUUAUUUGCACUCUCCCUGUGUAUCAUCAACCAAGCAAAGUGGAAGCAGAUACCAAUGAUGCUCAUAAUCGCUUUCAUCGGUUACGUGGUGAACUUCUUCAGUGCCAAAAAGUUUCCAUCUUCCGCGCAGAUCUCGAAUACACUAGGAGCUCUAGCAGUGGGUGUGGUCGGAAACUUGUAUUCACGAAUACGACAUGGAGUCGCUGCCGCGGCCCUUCUCCCCGCCAUCUUUGUGCAAGUCCCUUCAGGGCUCGCCGCUUCUGGUUCCCUGUUAGCUGGAAUUAACAACGCUGAUCAAAUCACCAACACAACAACGUAUACGAAUGGAACAGCCAGGGCAAAUGGGACUAGUUCUGUCUCCACUACUGCAGGAGUGAGCGAUUUUAGCGACGUUGUUUUUAACGUUGGAUACAGUAUGAUUCAAGUCGCAAUCGGCAUCACGGUUGGCUUGUUCCUCAGCGCCUUGAUCGUUUAUCCAUUUGGAAAGAAGAGGAGCGGCCUGUUCAGUUUCUAG
Molecule: messenger RNA, 2646 nt
Organism: Lachnellula hyalina
Lineage: Eukaryota; Fungi; Ascomycota; Leotiomycetes; Helotiales; Lachnaceae
Product: Pheromone-regulated membrane protein
Exons: 4
Coding region: 1-2646 (881 amino acids)
Biological process (GO): transmembrane transport
Molecular function (GO): transmembrane transporter activity
Source: RefSeq, a predicted model, not a curated record